GGCUGUAGACAGUCAGGUUGGUCGAGUGAUGAAAAGCUCUGGAAGCGUUAUGAUGCAAGGUAGCUCUAACGACGUUACGCUACCGUUAAGAGCAACAAUUACUGGUUGGAAACUCGUUGGCAACCACGUUAAAGCUGAGUAUGUUAUUGAAGUGGAGAAGCUUUUAGAGAAGAAGGUCAGCCAUAAAAUCCAGAGACGUUACGCGGAAUUCAGUAGUUUAAGUAAAACUUUGGAAAAGUUUGGCAUCAGCUUGGGUCUACCGCCAAAAAAAGUCUUCGGAAAUCUGAAAGAAGAAUUCAUUGAUAAACGAAAGGCGGCUUUACAGAAGUUUCUGGAUGUGAUAUGUUCACAUGUGCUCUUUUAUGCGGGACAUGCUGUCACUGAAUUUCUUCGCCUUUAUUAUCCAAUUGAACUGAAGGAGUGGACCUUGUUGAGUGUACGAAGUCAUCCAGAAUGGUUUGUUCAUCAAUAUCGACCUUACUGUGGCUGGCGGGCUGAGAAACAGUACUUUGAAGUAACUUCUGGAAAGGCAACGUUUGUUCUGAGUAGUAUUCGUUAUGGUCCUGACCGCUGUGCUACGAUGGAUCAGCUGAACAGUGCAUUGGACUUUAUAAGGAAUAUAAACAACCCUCAUUUGAAAGAAUGUGUUUCUAGUUGGGCAGACAACAAUGGAAUUGUAUUGGUUCGCCCUGUUUCAUCAUGCGGAACACUUCGAGAUCGUCUGUAUAAAAGCGAUUGGAGAGGAGAUUUUUACGCAAAGUAUAAUGUUGAAUUAUCUGCGUGCUCUUUGCAGUUGACAGAUGUAAGAUUUAUUUGUCGCCACGUGCUUGAAGCCUUGCUGGUCCUUUGUGCUUUGUCGAUUCCCUUCCUAGAUGUACAUAGCGGUAAUGUCUUAGUCACGGAUGAAGGGUGCGAAUUGAUCGAUUUUGAUCAGGUGUUGGCAGGCCAACCGAAUAUUCACCGUCCAUCAAUGUUGAAAAAUGCGGCAGUUAAUAGCAUCGAGGAUAUGAUGGUUUUUUCCUUUGGAGAAUUUUUAUUCGAAUUGCUCACUGGAUUUUUCUCAUUGCCAAUGGAAGCUUUGAACGAUGAGAUCGAUCUAGUACCAGACCAGUUUAGGCCGCUCUUGAAAUCCAUUUUUCUUUCCGAGAAUCGCAAGCUACCUACUCUGCUGGAAGUUGCAAGUUCAGACUUAUUCGUGGAUAUUCCUGUUGCAAGAAUGAAUCGCAGGGAAGUCCGUAUUCCUAGUCAUGUAAAAACAACACUAGAUGCAUUGUGCAGUCAAAUACUGGAAAGGUUUCAAACGGAUCGUAAUAAACUAAAUAUCAUGAGGAAAGAACAGAAGAUGCAAAAGUUCAUUUUCUCCGAAAGUGAGAGACAGCGAAGGAAGCAGAUCAUUAAAAAAGAACAAAUGAGCCAGAGUAAAGGAAACAAAGUGGGAGAAACUCAAGGUGCUUCUCUGAUUGACAGUGCCACUACUUCACCCGUUACGGAACAAGUUUCAAACUCUGAAAUGGUACAAUAAUU
Messenger RNA from Enterobius vermicularis (human pinworm), 1524 nucleotides. The record is from the annotation of a GenBank genome assembly. Lineage: Eukaryota; Metazoa; Nematoda; Chromadorea; Rhabditida; Oxyuridae.